AUGGCGAAUGUUAUUUGGAUCUCCCCACCCUCCAGGCUUCAACGCGCAAUCAGGUGGAAACAAAAUCGCCGUCACAUGCGUCUCCGCUCCCCUUUCCCGCAAGACCACAACCCCUCCCCGAAAUCACGCACAAGCGGGGAAAAAAAUUUCCGUCAAUCACGAUCACGCCCGCAUCUCCCCCUCCACCCAAGGCCACAAGCCCGCAGCCCCUACCCGUUUCUCAGAGAAAUUGUGUGGUUCCCGUACCCGGCAGUGCGACACCGCAGCCUCCGCCGUUUCCCUACCCAUCCACCGCAGCUCUCUCCUCUCAUCCCCUCCAGCUCCAGCAACCGCCGCCCUCCCCAACACACGCUCUUCGACGAGGACCGACAGCCGCGUAGCAGUCUGACGCUGCCACUAACCACAAGGCGAGAUGGGCAACAGCGACGCCGCAUCGCCCGCAUAGGCAGCCGCCGCGUGCGACGCCAAGAAGAAGAGGGGAAUCUCUCGGCAGCGAAGCUGAAGCAGAGCAACAGCGAGACGCCGCCGCGAGUAGUUUCUGUCCAAGGGGCUCAGUUUCCGAUGGGAGCUUGUGCUGGCAAUGCCUCGCCGUGCCCAAGCCAUGGCACACGCACGCGAGACUCCGGCGAGCAACUAGCCCGGCCGUAUUUGAUAAUGUCUACACCAAAAGAUACACGUACUGCGCUAAGCGAUAUCACCAACAACCACGUCACAGACAAUGCCAAGCGUAAAAGGGAGGAAAGGAACGCGGCGCAACGAAAACGUCGAGCUGAGAUGUCCAUUGAACAAAGGGAAGAGAUUAAUAGGAAACAACGAGAGUACCGAGCACGGAAAAAGGCUGGAACCCAAAAUAUUACCACUUCCUGUGUUGUGUCUCCAACAGAGCUAACAUCGUCACCCAUAGUAGGUGCGACAUCAACCCUAACUGAGCACACACCAUUUGGAACUGCUUUCUCUGCCAUUGUGCAAGCACCGAGCAUAGAGAAUGAUGAUAAUUUGCCUAGGCUACGCCACAACCAUGUACAAGGUGAAACCAAUGAAGAUGAAUUUGACCAUGAAUUAUUUGAACCUACAAAUAUUGUUGAAGACGGUGAAGAAGAUGACAUGAACGCCGCCCAGGGAUUGCACAACGAAAACUUAUAUGCUCAUGAUGAUGGAAUAAUUCAGCUACAUCCGAGAGGUCCUGAUUAUGAGUCUUAUCGCGUGCUUGUAGAGGGUGCGGCUGCACAUAGUGUGACGGAUGAUCCAUAUGAAUUCAUCUACCAGAACCUGCCACAAAAGACAUAG
This is a messenger RNA of Miscanthus lutarioriparius, 1287 nucleotides long. NCBI's taxonomy places the organism in Eukaryota, Viridiplantae, Streptophyta, Magnoliopsida, Poales, Poaceae. The record is from the annotation of a GenBank genome assembly.